AUGGCUGGAUGUAUAUCUGGAGUACAAAAGAGAAUUAAGGAUAUGUAUCCUAGAGCCCAUUUUUUUCAUUGCGCUAGUCAUCGCCUUAAUUUAGUUAUCAAUGAUUUAAAUGUCUUGCCUGAAGUUAGAAAUUGUAUUACCAAAAUAAAGGACACUAUAACAUUUUUUAAAGAAAGUGCAGUUCGCAUGAAUGUAAUAAAUUCUAGUAAUUGUAAAUUAACCAAACUGUGUGAAACUAGAUUUGUAGAGAAGCAUAAGAGUGUAAGACAAUUUAAUGAAAAGUUUAUUGUUAUUGUAGAAGGUUUAGAAGAAAUGUCAACAUCAAAACAUUUUAACAGUAAAACUAAGCAACGAAGCCUUGAAAUUCUAAAUGCAAUUACUACUCCAAAUUUUGUUAUUUUAUUAUCAAUUAUAGCAAAGUAUUCUGCCAAAUUUGAAUUUAUAUCUACUAUUCUUCAGGGUGUGAAUAUUGAUUUACAAGAAGCCACAAAACGCAUUCAGAGCUUUUACAGAUUGUAA
Messenger RNA from Acyrthosiphon pisum (pea aphid), 519 nucleotides. RefSeq lists its product as uncharacterized. The record is from RefSeq and is a predicted model, not a curated record. The coding region runs from base 1 to 519 and encodes 172 amino acids. Lineage: Eukaryota; Metazoa; Arthropoda; Insecta; Hemiptera; Aphididae. The transcript has a single exon.